Molecule: messenger RNA, 2328 nt
Organism: Onychostruthus taczanowskii (white-rumped snowfinch)
Lineage: Eukaryota; Metazoa; Chordata; Aves; Passeriformes; Passeridae
Gene: WDFY2
Product: WD repeat and FYVE domain containing 2
Exons: 12
Coding region: 55-1257 (400 amino acids)
Molecular function (GO): protein binding; metal ion binding
Source: RefSeq, a predicted model, not a curated record
UCCCUCCCCCGGCCGUAGCCUCCUCCGGUGGCAGCGGCGGUGCCCGCCGGCCCCAUGGCGGCGGAGCCCCAGCCCAAGGCGCUGACUCGCAAGCCCCUCCUGCUCAACAAAGUGGAGGGCUCGCAGGAGGUGGUGAACAUGGCAGCGAUAGUGCCCAAGGAGGACGGGGUCAUCAGCGUCUCCGAAGACAGAACAGUUCGUGUCUGGCUGAAGAGAGACAGUGGGCAGUACUGGCCCAGUAUAUACCAUGCAAUGCCAUCUCCAUGUUCAUGCAUGUCUUUUAACCCGGAAACCAGAAGGCUGUCCAUAGGUCUAGACAAUGGUACAAUCUCAGAGUUCAUUUUAUCAGAAGAUUACAACAAGAUGACACUAGUGAAAAGUUACCAGGCUCAUCAAAGCAGGGUCAUCAUGAUUCUGUUUGUCCUGGAGAUGGAGUGGGUGUUGAGCACCGGACAAGACAAACACUUCACGUGGCACUGUUCGGAGAGCGGCCAGCGCCUGGGGGGGUACCGCACCAGCGCAGGCGCCUGCGGCCUGCAAUUUGAUGUGGAAACCCGGCAUGUGUUUGUUGGUGACCAUUCUGGGCAAGUGACCAUCCUCAAACUAGAGCAAGAGUCCUGCAGCCUUGUUACCACAUUUAAGGGACACACAGGUGGUGUCACUGCUCUCUGCUGGGACCCAAUACAGCGAGUUUUAUUCUCAGGCAGUUCUGAUCAUUCCAUUAUAAUGUGGGAUAUUGGAGGAAGAAAAGGAACAGCCAUCGAGCUUCAAGGACAUAAUGAUAAAGUUCAGUCUCUCUCCUAUGCUCACCACACUCGGCAGCUCAUCUCCUGUGGUGCGGACGGGGGAAUCGUCGUCUGGAACAUGGAUGUUGAGAGGCAGGAGACGCCAGAGUGGCUGGAUAGUGACUCCUGUCAAAAAUGUGACCAGCCUUUCUUCUGGAACUUCAAGCAGAUGUGGGACAGUAAGAAAAUAGGCCUCAGGCAGCAUCACUGCCGGAAGUGCGGGAAAGCCGUGUGCGGGAAAUGCAGCUCCAAGCGCUCCUCCAUCCCGCUGAUGGGGUUCGAGUUCGAAGUGAGGGUCUGUGACAGCUGCCACGAGUCCAUAACGGAUGAGGAGCGGGCGCCUACAGCUACUUUCCACGACAGUAAGCACAACAUUGUUCAUGUACACUUUGAUGCCACCAGGGGAUGGCUGCUGACCUCGGGGACAGACAAGGUUAUUAAGUUGUGGGAUAUGACACCAGUAGUGUCUUGAUGUUACAUCAGUGGAACUUGAAAGGUGAUAUUUACAGAAGAAACGGAUUUCCUAACCCCAAUUAUACUGCAGAAGAUAGAUAACACUGGGCACAUAUGGCAGAUGAGAAAGGAACUAACGUGUUUACAACAACUUUAUGUCCUCUGCUUGAUCCAGGCUGAACAUUUGCACGAAGACUCUUUCCACUUCUCAAAAUAUACAAGAAGGUAUUUUUUUAACUAACGGUUUGUACGAUCUGACUUUGGUUGUCUUGAGUUUGUUUGGAAAAAUCUGUGUGCAGUGCAAUUUUUAGUUUUUAUAUUUCAGUAUGUCAAGAUACUUGCUGCUUUGUACAGAGGGUUCUUGGGUUGUGUCUUCCUCUGUGAGUUUUUGGUGUCAACAGACUGUGUAAGGCAAUUGGCUCUCCCUGCAGCCAGUACCUGUUGGUUUGGAAUAUUUCUGCUGACCAUGCUCUCUCCAGAGGAGGAAAUCCAGGCAUGGUCUCUGGGUGCAUCACCAAGGAGCUGAUGGACUAUUGCAAUUCCUUUAAGGGCUCUACCAUCUACUUGUCCUAGUGGGCAUCAUCCAGAGAGCAUUCAUUGGUCUGUAUAAUCUUCCUGCCUCUCCCUUUGCGGCACAAGUCGCAGAACCAGGUCAGGUUAUGCAGCAACUGAUUUCUACACAAAACUGAAAUUGUUUUCCAUCUCAGAGCAUUAUAAGGAGCACACAGACUUGUUUGAGUUUGAUGAUGCUGACAGUCUGAUUCAAAUGAAAUUAAUGGCAACAGGAACUUUUGGGAGUGCGUGCAUGGAGGGGGGCAGAUCUAAAACUGGUCUAGAUCUGAAAAGUCUGGUUUAUCUCUACCUCUACCUCUACCUUGCACAGCAACAUUUCAGCAUUUAUACCUGUCUGUGUUGUUGAAGAUGAAUUUUGUUCUUCCUGUUUUCCAUAUGGUUAGUCAUAUUUAUUUUUUUAAAUGCUGAUGGUUUUUAUUAAUUUUCUUUAUAGACCCAGAAGUGAUAUUGCUGAAUGAUGCCCAUUGUCCUGUUGUCAUACUUUACAGUUUCUCUUAAAAAUAAACAGUAUUUAAAA